AUGUCGAAACGCAACUUUAGGAUCUUCGACGCAGAGGACGUUUCAUCUCACAAAUCCUCUUCUAGCUGCUGGGUAUCUCGAAACCAGCGGGUUUACGACGUCACCUCUUUCUUGCCUGACCAUCCUGGAGGUGAUGACAUUGUGCUCAAACACGCAGGACAAGAUAUAGGAGCAGUCAUGACUGACAAGCUCGAGCAUGAGCAUUCUGAUUCAGCAUAUGAAAUGAUGGAGGAAUUUUGCAUUGGGAGGCUGGGUAGCGACGAGAACAUUGUGGAUGAAAACUGGGUUGCGACGGAAGAUUUUCAUCCAGAAGAUACCGAGGUUGAAAAGGAUUUCGAGAAACAUCAGUUCAUUGACCUUCGGAAACCUUUGCUCCGCCAGGUCUGGGAAGGAAAUUUCAGUAAACACUAUUACCUUCGUCAGAUCCACCAACCACGACAUGUAACAGACACAGCUCGCAUGUUCGGUCCUUCCUAUCUUGAAGUUUUCACUCGCACUAAGUGGUACGUGGUACCCAUUUUCUGGCUGCCAAUAACCGCGUACCUCUUCCUGCGCUCCGCCUUCGGAUUUGUCAUGCCUCUACCCUCCUUCACGCACGACCCCUCACUCCCACUGGGGAAGCUGGACCGAGUCACCUCUGAAGCAUUCGCAAAAGCCCUAGUCUGUUUCCUUCUCGGCAAUUUUAUUUGGACGGCCUUGGAAUAUCUUCUACACCGGUUCUUGUUCCAUCUCGAUGAUUACCUACCGGAUAAACCGGCGUUUUUAACGUUACAUUUCCUAUUGCACGGGGUCCACCAUUACCUUCCGAUGGACAGGCUACGCUUAGUGAUGCCCCCAGUCCUAUUUGGCGCUCUGGAAUGGCCUUUUACUCGUCUGGGAUACAUACUUUUCCCUGUUGCGGUCGCUAAUGGGAUCAUUUCCGGGGCGUUUUUCUUCUACGUCCUGUACGACUGCAUGCACUACGCUCUACACCACACCAGGCUCCCUACCUAUCUGAGAGAGAUGAAGAAAUACCAUCUCGGUCAUCAUUACAAAAAUUACGAGCUCGGUUUCGGUGUUACCAGUAAAUUCUGGGAUGUCGUGUUCGGUACUUAUCUUGAAGUGUAG
This is a messenger RNA of Marasmius oreades (fairy-ring Marasmius), 1107 nucleotides long. RefSeq lists its product as uncharacterized. The coding region runs from base 1 to 1107 and encodes 368 amino acids. Gene Ontology annotation, biological process: fatty acid metabolic process; lipid biosynthetic process. Gene Ontology annotation, cellular component: endoplasmic reticulum; membrane. The transcript is spliced from 7 exons. Gene Ontology annotation, molecular function: iron ion binding; fatty acid 2-hydroxylase activity; heme binding. The record is from RefSeq and is a predicted model, not a curated record. NCBI's taxonomy places the organism in Eukaryota, Fungi, Basidiomycota, Agaricomycetes, Agaricales, Marasmiaceae.